CGACAACAUCCCUGAUAGUUUGAAUACUUUCAGCAUCAUUUCAUCAGAGAUUUCGUGUCGUAGCGAGACCAGAUAAUGGCGCGAACGCGGUGGUAUUGGUUCAAGUCGGAGUGGCGGGAAAGUCCUUCUACAUAUGGAAGCUGACGCAACGGCAUCGACAGUUAUAACGAUCUGACUCCCGAUACGUUUUUAUUCCUUCGAAUGCUCUCUUACCCAUCAAUCUGACUCUGUACAUCGCUUCAAGCUGAUCUGUCUGCAUCACCGCUGCCAGGGCUCACUGUUGCAGAGCACACUGUCUCGGUAGAGAAGCGACUGGAGUGACUGAAAAUGAUCACUGGACGCUUGGAGGCUUUAUUUUGAAACAUUAGGCAACGGUGUGCAUACUUCCAUAUUGGAUCGUACUAAUUUUUCCAAGUAGCCAUAGACACCAUGAGCUCUGCUAGGUUGACCUACCAGCGUGCGCCCUAUGGCAAAGCCUUGUUGGGCCAGGGCAGUUAUAGCAACGUGUUCAAGUCGACUGAACUAGAAUCGGGAAAAACAGUGGCUCUCAAGAUGUCGCGUGUCUCAAGGAGAGUGAAGCGACCCAUUCUCCAGCACGAGACUCGUAUCCUCCAACUUUUGAAAGGACAAGCAGCUAUUCCCUUGGUGUAUGCUUACGGCCAGCUGGAGCAUUUUGAGUACAUGGCUAUGGAGAUUCUGGGGCCGAGCGUCGUGGAGCAGCAGAAGACGAACGGUCCUGGGACUGGUAUGAUGUUGACGACCGUCAUCCGAAUAGUGGAUCAAAUGCUGGCGGGACUGGAGCACAUUCAUUCGCUCGGGAUUGUGCAUCGCGACAUCAAGCCUGAGAAUCUCCUCUGCGCAUUUGAUGAUUCGACAAUCAAAAUAAUUGACUUUGGAAUCUCCAAGCCUUUUUCCCAUGGUCAGCCUAGCAAGUACGAUCCAUUAAAGGACCGCCGGGCCAUCGUCGGGUCUCUUUACUGGGCAAGUCUGAAUUCUCACAAUGGAUUAGAUCUUUAUCCGCGCGAUGACCUGGAAUCCUUAGCUUACAUCGCCUUGUUCCUUCUUCGUGGACAUUUGCCUUGGAAACCUCGUCCGCGUGAGGAGUCUCAGCUGCGCUCACAAGAGAUUGUCCGACUGAUGAAAUCGAGUUGCUCAGGCAAAGGUUUGUCUGAAGGACUUCCGGCAGAUUUCGGUGACCUGCUCGACUAUACGCGCUCCCUCGAUUUUGAUCAGCUUCCUGACUACGAAAGGUUCAGGCGCAUAUUCGGGAGUAUAGUGGAUGGGAGGAGUAAUGGACCCCUCGAUUGGACACCCUCCGUCCCGCAAACCAAUACGUGCGUUUUAGAUGAGCCCCAGCUUGAGAUUCCUGGCGAAGACGAAGACGAAGACGACGACGACGAUAGCGACGACCUUGGCGAGAAUACUUACUUCGGAAUGGAUAUUGACAUAUGGGACUCGCGUCAAGGAGAGCGAGAUAAGGACUUGACGUUGCUCGCAGAGCAGGAGGUAGACCUUGAUAGCCGUACCCCGCAGAUCGUAGAACCUGUGAUCGGUAUCAUGUGAAGUAAUACUACAGCUUCGGCCACUUAAGAAUAUGGGGCCAGUAUCCUCGUGUAAGGACUUUCGGCGAGAUUCAAUAUAG
This is a messenger RNA of Desarmillaria tabescens, 1642 nucleotides long. RefSeq names its product putative casein kinase-1 hhp1. Gene Ontology annotation, cellular component: cytoplasm; nucleus. Bases 430 to 1563 code for a protein of 377 amino acids. The record is from RefSeq and is a predicted model, not a curated record. NCBI's taxonomy places the organism in Eukaryota, Fungi, Basidiomycota, Agaricomycetes, Agaricales, Physalacriaceae. Gene Ontology annotation, biological process: peptidyl-serine phosphorylation; signal transduction. The transcript is spliced from 5 exons. Gene Ontology annotation, molecular function: ATP binding; protein serine/threonine kinase activity.